UUUUUUCAGACAGAGAAAUUUAGAAAACAAUUUGCAAUAGAAAAUGCUAAUUUAAGUACUUAAACUGUUGAAAUAAAUACAAUAGAAAUAUAACAAGUGCGGCAACAAGUUUUUUCUUUACCGAAAUUUAGCAAGAACAAAGUAAACUUUUUCAUAAAUCCCAGAGAGCAAGAAACAAUAACUUGCAAAAAUGGAUCGCAAAGCUGAAUUGGAACGUAAAAAGGCCAAAUUGGCCGCACUUCGUGAGGAGAAAGAUCGCCGUAGGCGUGAAAAGGAGAUGAAGGAUAUGGAAGAGGCUGCUGGACGGAUCGGUGGUGGUGUCGGCAUCGACAAAGAUCAGCGGAAAGAUUUAGAUGAGAUGUUAUCCUCACUAGGUGUUGCACCAGUCUCGGAAGUUUUAUCUUCCUUGUCAUCUGUAAAUUCUGUAACAUCAGACAACUCCAAUACGCAAACUCCGGACGCAAGUUUGCAAGCGAAUAUGAAUGGUGUUGGCGUCGCCAAGAAGCAGCCUUUGAAUUUGAGCGUUUACAAUGUACAAGCAACUAACAUUCCACCAAAAGAAACUUUGGUAUACUCAAAACAAACGCAAACUACUAGCACCGGAGGACACGAACGUGAUGUUCUUUCUUGCCACUCCUCACCUCUAUCAGGAUACAUGGAGGAUUGGUGGCGGCCACGUAAAGCUCAUGCUACGGACUAUUAUGACGAAUACAAUCUUAAUCCGGGUUUAGAAUGGGAGGAUGAAUUUACAGGUAGGUAAACUCUGCGGUAAUAU
Molecule: messenger RNA, 775 nt
Organism: Ceratitis capitata (Mediterranean fruit fly)
Lineage: Eukaryota; Metazoa; Arthropoda; Insecta; Diptera; Tephritidae
Product: cytoplasmic dynein 1 intermediate chain-like
Exons: 7
Coding region: 191-760 (189 amino acids)
Biological process (GO): microtubule-based movement
Cellular component (GO): cytoplasmic dynein complex
Source: RefSeq, a predicted model, not a curated record